GGACCCUGAGCUAGCAAGCGAGAGAGUGAGCAAGGACUCCAGCGGCUGUACCAUCCAGGUGGGGAAGCCAUUCAUUCUUGGGAGAUGGGCCUCUGGGUUGCCUGACAAGGUGUAUUCAACAGGUCGGUGUGACAAGAUGGAGGCCAACUUCUCCCUGCCCACCAAUACGACCACCCCAGUGACGCAGACUGUCUCUGCCGGGUACAUCGCCCUGGAUGUCUUCUCUUAUUUGGUGCUGGUGGUCACCUUUGUCCUGGGCGUGCUGGGUAACGGGCUGGUGGUGUGGGUGGCCGGCUUCCGCAUGACCCGCUCAGUCACCACCAUCUGUUACCUGAACCUGGCCGUGGCUGACCUCUCUUUUACCUCCACCUUGCCGUUCCUCAUGGCGUCCAAGGCCAUGGGACGCUGGCCUUUCGGCUGGUUCCUGUGCAAGUUCAUUUUCACUGUGGUGGACAUCAACCUGUUCGGGAGCGUCUUCCUCAUCGCGCUCAUCGCCCUGGACCGCUGCGUGUGCGUCCUGCACCCGGUGUGGGCCCAGAACCACCGCACGGUCAGCCUGGCCCGCAAGGUGAUUGUGGGGCCCUGGGUCUGUGCUCUUCUCCUCACCCUGCCAGUGAUCAUCCGUGUGACCACGGUGACCAACGUCCUGGGGCAAACUGACUGUACCUUUGACUUCUCACCUUGGACCCAAGACCCCUUGGAGAAGGCCAGGGUGGCCAUCGCCAUGCUGACCGUCAGAGGCAUCAUCCGCUUCAUCAUCGGCUUCAGCGCGCCCAUGUCUGUCGUGGCCAUCUGCUAUGGGCUCAUUGCCGCCAAGAUGCACAAGCAGGGCCUGAUCAAGUCCAGCCGGCCCCUGCGGGUCCUCUCAUUUGUGGUGGCUGCCUUCUUCCUUUGCUGGUGCCCCUUCCAGCUUGUGGCCCUCAUCGCCACCGUCAGGAUCCGUGAGCUCUUGAGUGGCCUGGGGAGCGGCCUUGUGAUUGCUGUGAAUGUGACCAGCACCCUGGCCUUCUUCAACAGCUGCCUCAACCCCAUGCUUUACGUGUUCAUGGGGCGGGACUUCCGCGAGAGGCUGAUCCACUCGCUGCCCGCCACACUGGAGAGGGCCCUGAGUGAGGACACGACCCAGACCAGCGACACGGGGACCAACUCUGUGUCGCCUCCUGAAGGGGCUGAGGAAAAGGCAGUGUGAGAACUAGGGUUGGGGGCCACUUUCUUGGUCCCACUUCUCAACUUACCUCAUGUUCCCCACCAUGCA
Perognathus longimembris pacificus (Pacific pocket mouse) is the source of this 1255-nucleotide messenger RNA. It is a transcript of the gene Fpr1, whose product is annotated as formyl peptide receptor 1. The transcript is spliced from 2 exons. NCBI's taxonomy places the organism in Eukaryota, Metazoa, Chordata, Mammalia, Rodentia, Heteromyidae. Gene Ontology annotation, molecular function: complement receptor activity; N-formyl peptide receptor activity. Gene Ontology annotation, biological process: phospholipase C-activating G protein-coupled receptor signaling pathway; positive regulation of cytosolic calcium ion concentration; inflammatory response. Gene Ontology annotation, cellular component: plasma membrane. The record is from RefSeq and is a predicted model, not a curated record. The coding region runs from base 137 to 1189 and encodes 350 amino acids.